Molecule: messenger RNA, 3627 nt
Organism: Sapajus apella (tufted capuchin)
Lineage: Eukaryota; Metazoa; Chordata; Mammalia; Primates; Cebidae
Gene: FGF17
Product: fibroblast growth factor 17
Exons: 5
Coding region: 2493-3110 (205 amino acids)
Biological process (GO): animal organ morphogenesis; positive regulation of cell population proliferation; positive regulation of gene expression
Cellular component (GO): cytoplasm
Molecular function (GO): type 1 fibroblast growth factor receptor binding; type 2 fibroblast growth factor receptor binding; growth factor activity
Source: RefSeq, a predicted model, not a curated record
GAUGGAGACUCUGUCCCCCCGUCCCCCUCAAAAAAAGAAAAGAAAACUAGGCCUGCAGGUGCCCAUCAGGAAGGGAUAAGGAGCCACAGCUGUGUUGUCUGUGAUGCAGGCCAUCCAGCCAUGCCCAGAGUCCCCUGGCUGAGCCCUGAGGCCCCCUUGACUGGCAUUUGUUACUAUAGAGACCCAGGCUGGCCUGAGGGCUGGCCAGUGACAGCAGGCCCUGGCUCCAUGGAUAGAAACCAGGUACUUGGGCUUAGAGGCCUUGACCGGCUCCCACUGUCCCCAUGGCCAGUGAGUCCCAACAUCAUAAAAUGGAGCCCUCACCCGCCUUCUGCCCCCAGCUGACACCCCUAUCCUGGAACCCAAGGCCUGAGCUGUGCCCUCCAAGUGUCUGUGCUCUCUUUAACGCCCUGCCUGGGGGCUGGGAGCUGGUGAGGAUGUGGAGAUGAGGUUGAAGGUUUCCCAGGGAAGGAGCCAGAGCUGCCGGAAGAGGCAGAGUGUAACCCAGGCUGUAGAUGACAGGAAGAACGUGGAAUGGAAGUGGCCGAAAGGAUCCACAGGGGGAAAGCAGAGAGGUGGGCACGUGGUCAGCUGGCGCCUUGUCCCAGCCGUGCCACCAGCUAGCUGUGAGGCUCUGGGAGAGUCCGUUGCCCUCUCUGGCUCUCAUCCGAGGAAUGAGGAGGUUGGAACAAAUGAUGAAUCCCUAAGACCACUUCUAGCUUUGACAUUCUUUGAGUUUCAUUCCAGAACCCUGGACUCACCCAAGUAAGCAAGGCCAGGGCUCACACAGUCCUCCCCACACCACCUCAGGCUCACCCACUCCCGGGCUGGGUCCCUGAGGAACAGCCUGUGGAGAGGUGAGCUCGGAGCUGCCUGCACUGGUCCAUGCAUGGGGGCAGGGGUGGCAGACCACUUUGUGGAUUGAUGGAGCUCAGGGAGGUGAGAAGGAACCCACAGGUGAGAGUUUCGCCCUCCCAGCCAUCUCUUUAGGUAAAUAAAUUCACAUCCGCCACUUCCCCUUCCCUUGCCACCCUGGGGGCACUGAGAACUCCAGGGAGCCCAGAGCUCAGACCUGAGCUCUGCUUGCUCACACUGGCUCUUCCCUCGGACCCCCAAGCCCUCCCAUCUUCUACAGCCGCAGUCAUCCACUUUUCCGUAGGGACGGAAUAGCAUGAAGCUCUGUGGUCACCAGUCUCCAGGACCUCGGAUCCCACCUUUAAUCCUGAACACGCAGGAAGGCUUCUGUGUCCCUACAGUGAAGCAGGUUUGAGGCUGGACCUGGAGGUCCAGAAAAAGCGUGGGCUUUUCUGUUCUGGCUCUUCUGUUCACUAGCUGGGUCAUUCUGAGCAAAUUACCUACCUGUGUGCCUCAGUUUCCUCAUCUGCAAAAUGGGCUAGUCACUGGCAUGGUACUGAGCUGUGUGGGACUGAAGGUCAUAGGAAGAGGCUGGUAGGCACUUCAUUUCAGGGACACAGGACACAGGGAGGGGACGCUGAGCUGCUCCUAGCUCAGAGAGGCUCCAGGGACAGGCAUGAGAAGGAACAGGAUGUGGAAUGGUGAGUGGACCUGGGUCUCAGAACACAGACAUCUUGAAGUCUGCUGUGUGAUGAUUUCACACUUGACCCCCCAACAUCCUGAGGCAUUGCUGUCCUCAUUUCUCAGAUGGCACUACAGAGGCCCAGGGAAAAGGGGCGUAGGCCAGGACACCCAGCUCUUCUCCCAGUAUCCGUCUCAGGCCAGCUUUUCCAACUCUCAAUUGGGAUUCUUCCUAGACCUCCAACUGUACCUGCCAAUCCACUUCUGACCCCCAACCUGUUGUGCCCACUAUUUGCUGCUGGUCAGGGCAGCCUUAACCCCUCCUUCCCCACAAUCAGCUGCUCCAAGCCAAGCCCACCCCUGCCCCCUGGAGGGAGGCUCCUCCUUUUAAGGCUGCUUCUGGGAAUUUCCACUCCAGACCCAGAGCCAGAGACCCCAGCCCCGCUUGACACCUGCAGCUCACCCUUAGGGAGGUGGGGCACCAGACCUUAGGGUAGGAGACUGCAGCCCCAGAGAGGGGAGGAGGGGCUCCCCCUCCCUUGCCUGCCACACAUUGAGCUUGCCUGCAUCAAGUUUGGCCAGUCUGUGAGGGUCAGGAAUAGAGCAGGAGACCUCCUUCAAGAGGUGCCCACUGCUCCAUCCCUGCACCGGGUGGCCCAGGAGAGAGGGGCAGCCCAGAGGGCACAGCACACACAACCCCACCCGCAUCUGCUUUGCAGCCUCACUGGCCAGGAAGGUGGACACCUCAUACCUCAGUCUCCCAAUUACGCCCUCCUCCUCCCCCUCCUCCUCCCUCUUCUCUCUCCUCCUCCUCCCCUUUCUCUUCUCCUCGCCCCCCUGAAAACCUGUGGCUUGGAGAGACCUUGGCUUCUCUGGGACUCUACUCCUGGGGACUGCCCACAUCUGCUCCUGAGCUUGGGGGCAGGGGGGCAACCGCCUGAAGAACCUCUCCAGCGAUGGGAGCCGCCCGCCUGCUGCCCAACCUCACUCUGUGCUUCCAGCUGCUGAUUCUCUGCUGUCAAACUCAGUACGUGAGGGACCAGGGUGCCAUGACCGACCAGCUGAGCAGGCGGCAGAUCCGCGAGUACCAGCUCUACAGCCGGACCAGCGGCAAGCACGUGCAGGUCACCGGGCGUCGCAUCUCCGCCACCGCUGAGGACGGCAACAAGUUUGCCAAGCUCAUAGUGGAGACCGACACGUUUGGCAGCCGGGUUCGCAUCAAAGGGGCUGAGAGCGAGAAGUACAUCUGUAUGAACAAGAGGGGCAAGCUCAUCGGGAAGCCCAGCGGGAAGAGCAAAGACUGCGUGUUCACGGAGAUCGUGCUAGAGAACAACUACACGGCCUUCCAGAACGCCCGGCACGAGGGCUGGUUCAUGGCCUUCACGCGGCAGGGGCGGCCCCGCCAGGCCUCCCGCAGCCGCCAAAACCAACGCGAGGCCCACUUCAUCAAGCGCCUCUACCAGGGCCAGCUGCCCUUCCCCAACCACGCUGACAAGCAGAAGCAGUUCGAGUUUGUGGGCUCCGCCCCCACGCGCCGGACCAAGCGCACGCGGCGGCCCCAGCCCCUCACGUAGUCAGGAAGGCAGGGGGCAACACCCCUUGGCCGCUUCCCCAUCCCCUUCCCUUCUUAAUUCCAAGGACUGGGCUGGGUGGCGGGAGGGCCGCGAAGCAGCCAGCUCCCUUCCCCCCCCCCCCCGCUGGGAAGGGGCAGGCCGGUGCCCCAGGGGCGGCUGGCACAGUGGCCCGGGUGGCAGGCCCUGGAGAGGAACUGAGUGUCACCCUGGUCUCAGCCGCCAGCCUCCGCCGGCCUCCCAGCCGGGCUCCUGAAAGGCCGGGUCCUCGAGACCUUGCAGACACCGUCUGGAGGUGGCUGUCCUCAAAAUCUGCUCCCGGGUCUCCCUCAGUCUGCCCCCAGCCCCCAAACUCCUCCUGGCCGGACUGUAGGAAGGGACUUUUGUUUGUUUCAGGAAAAAAGAAAGAGGGGGAGAGAAAGAGAGAGAAUAGAUGGUUGGCCACUCCUCACAUUCCACGACCCAGGCCUGCACCCCACCCCCAACUCCCAUCCUCAGAAUAAAACCAUUUUCCUGCAAA